UCCGGGUUGCUUGCAUUUAUUUCCCACCCGCUGUGUUAAAUUUUAGGCGUUCUUUUUCUCCUUUUGUUGUUUUAUUAAACAUUUUCUCGGAGAAAACAUUAGUUUUCUUGAGACUGCUCCUCAUCUUGUGUUAUGAUAUUGGAGCUGCAGUAAGUCAACAAGAAUGGCAGCCAAUCUUGGGCAGGCCUUUCUCGGGGGAGCUGGGAUCACCCCAUCACUGGCCCAGGAGCUCGCGGCCGGGAACUACAACCAUGAGGCCAGGGAGACUUUCCACGACUACAUCUACACCAAACUGAUCCUUGGGGAAGAGAAAGGUCCUGGAGCUAACAACGCCAAUGCCCCUGUCUUCCCAAACACCAACUUGUCAAACAGCUACCCCAAUUCAAUUCCAUCAGCUGCUAAUGUUUACAAUCAUGCUUCCACCAAUCCCAGUAACAACAGCAUUGAAUCUAUCGCAGUCAGUAGCAGUAGCAAAACAUAUGCCAGCCCCACCCCCAUCAUGGCUGUGGACCUCCAGAAAUCAGCUGCUCUGAAGAAGAGACCAAUCAUGCAACAGCCCAAUGUACCUUUACAGAUGAGCCACGGUCAGGGCAGCCUUGAUAGUCCAACCAAGGUCAAGAAAAAGAGCCACCACAAGAAGAAGGAAAAAACAAAUGUAUGUGAUGUGUGUGGGCGGGGGUUUGCAGAGAAGUACACAUUGAAUCGCCACAUGCUGACCCACACGCACGUCAAGCCAUUCUCUUGUUCAAAAUGCAACAUGUCCUUUUCCCGUUCUGACGGACUGGCUAAACACAUGGCCGCCGGUCAUCGUAGGAUCGAUGCCCACCAUUGCGACGUUUGUGGGGGUACAUUCAACAGUGAGGUGUCGUUUGAGCAGCACAGACGUGAGUACGGCAACACGCUGCCUUUUGUCUGCAACCUGUGCAUGCUGGCCUUCUCUCAGUGCUGCCACCUCAACUACCACAUGAAGUCACACUCCCUCUCCAAGAUGAACGACAGCUUUGUGGCAAGCAUACAGGAGGACAAGAACAACGUCAUUGACGUCUCAGAGCUGAUCCCUGAGGACUUCACACCCCCAAAGAAAAACCCAAACAAAGACAUGAUAAGUGGAUUUAUGUACCAUGCAAUGGGUAAGGCAGGGGAGGGUAAGAGGAAUGGCGACCACCCUUUGGGUUUGAUGGAUCCAAAUAUUGUUAUCAAACCAGAGAUAGAGGAGAUGCCGACGUGUGGAACACUCAAUAAUCAGAUGCCAGGGGGCAGUGGGCAUAGCUCUGGCUUGCCCAACCCUUCCCUACCAUACGAUGCACUUAACAAUCACAGUCACAUGAAUCCACAAGGCCCGGCCCCUUCCUACCUGCCUGACACAUCAACUGGAACCACUGGGGUGCAUCCCAUCUCCGAUAUUGAAAUGAAGAAGUAUUUUGACAUUAAAAUUCCAAACCCAAAAUUUAUGGAGGGUGGUGAUGCUCGGGGGGUCGGGGAGGACGGGCUCUUUAGGUGUGAGCUUUGUGGGAAAGGCUUUACAAGGAAAUAUCAUAUGCAGCGCCAUGUUAAACUUCACACACGUGGGCCAAUCCCCAAGGCUCAUUUACUUGAUUGGACCCGCAGGCCCUACGCGUGUGGGGUCUGUAAGAUGGGCUUCACCAGACAGCACCACCUGACACGUCACAUGUUAAUUCACACAGGAGAACGGCCUCAUUCCUGUCAUGUCUGCGGGAAAGCUUUCCGCCGCUACACAAAUCUCUCUUUGCAUGUCCGCACCGUACACGGCGCAGAACGCCCCUUUAAAUGCCAGAUAUGUGGCAGGGGCUUUCCACGUUUGUACAGUCUCCAGCGCCACCUCAAGCUCCAUGCUAAAAAUGCUGGCAUUUCCACAGAGGCCGGUGAGCAGCAGAUGUAUAAAGGUUUUGCUCCUAUAGGUGUUGUAGAUCACACAGAGCAGCACAAGCAAGGCUCAGCUUUUGCGUCUGUCGGCACAGAGACUGUGAGGACAUCCCCUUCUCAUGGCCGAGAUUCAUUAUCCUCUGAGCACUCGGACGAGAGUGAGAGGUACGAUCACGACUCUGAUGCACACGAUGGCUCCAUUAGCCAGGUAGAGAACAGCAGCCCACUCCAAGAGCACAGAAACUACAGCCAGAACCAGGCGGGCAGUGAGGCGUUUAGCCAGCAGACACAGAACAAUGGCCAGCCCAGCUCUAUGACCCAGAUUGUUUCACACCAUGGACAGAACGCAUCACGCAUGGGACAACCUAACCUCAUGCCCAACUCCCAUGAGCAUGAACUUAUAAACCAGGCCAAUCGAAGCUUGAGGCAUGAUUCUGACAGCAUGCGUAGACCAACGCCGGUACAGAAUCAACCCCCCAAUGACUAUAAUCCAACUACAAACUUGCAAAGUGGCAACAGUGACAGGUACAACCCUCCCAUCUCUCUAGCCAAUCAAAUCAUUAGGAACAUGGACAUGCCUGCAGCUCUAGCCAACUUCACAGAGCUGGAACUAAGACGUGAGGUUGGAAAUUUUAUCAGCCAAAGAGGAAACGCUGGAGAAGGUUUUGUGCUGCACCAGCAGAGGAUCCAAAGUCCACACCCGUUGCUGACCAGCUUAGAGCGCCCUGGCAGUCGAAGCAUGAUGAGCCAGCCAGGCGCCCCCGACAACUUCCACCACAACCAAAGCAGCUUCAGCCAGCAGCAGGCCACCUUGCUGCAGCAGCGAGUCAGCAUGGACCUGUCUGCCGCCCGCAACACCAUGAGCCCAGCGGUCAUUCGGACGGACAGCGGCGGCUACACCCACAACCACCACAUAGACAUGGGAGCUAACCGCGCUGGGAUGAACGAGCCCCCGGCUUAUUCUCACGCGCACGUCGGCGGCCUGCAGUUCACCACACUGUACCAGCCCCAGCUCCAGGACAACCUGACCCACCUGGAGCUCCACCCCAACCCCGCAGCUAGCCCCAUGCCGGUUAACUCCCACAACAGCAGCAACAACAGCAACAACAUACAAUAUUGAUGACCCUUGACCUGAACAAAUCUUCACUGGAUGUUGUGUUGAACAAGCCCAGUUCUAAGUGGUUGUUUGUAUAGUAUUAUCAAGCCUUGUUUUAGGGUAAAGACCUCAGCUUUAGCCUUGUCAUAAAGGUAAUGAAAAUGAUCACUAUUUUGUAGAGGAGCCAGCAGCUAUCAGGAAACACUGACUGCCCAGUGUGUAUUUUACUGUUGGACCUACACCAUGUACAGAUAGAACUCCUUAUGUUGGUAUCUGAUCCAUCAAAAGUUUUCUUGCUUCAACUAGGGAACUUAGUUUGUUGUGCAUCAUCUCAUGUUAGGGAACUUAGUUUGUUGUGCAUCAUCUCAUGUUAGCUAUGGAAAGUUUUUUGCAAUGUUUGUAAAAAAAAUUAUUUUGCUUAUG
Messenger RNA from Physella acuta, 3403 nucleotides. RefSeq lists its product as uncharacterized. The record is from RefSeq and is a predicted model, not a curated record. Gene Ontology annotation, molecular function: DNA-binding transcription factor activity, RNA polymerase II-specific; RNA polymerase II cis-regulatory region sequence-specific DNA binding. NCBI's taxonomy places the organism in Eukaryota, Metazoa, Mollusca, Gastropoda, Physidae. Gene Ontology annotation, biological process: regulation of transcription by RNA polymerase II.